AUGGGUUCUCCCUUAAACCCUUCCAAGGAUACUUCCUUUGCCUCUGCCGCCUCCCCCUACUUCACCUCCCUCGCCCGCCGCCGCCAACAAAAGAAGAUGAGCAUCACUCAAACAUACUACCUCGCUCACACCGCCCGUAAGAAGCUCACUCGUGAAGCUUCCCGGGCGGACCACGACCUCCGAUUGCUGGUCGGUCACGCCAACCUCCUCGACUCCCUCAUGCUGGACCUGGCCGACGCCGAGCGAGAACAAGAACGCUGGUUCAACCAAACUGUCAGCGGUGCCACCAAGGCCCAAGAAGAGCCUCGACACAUCCAAUGGGCUUCGACCGUGCUCGAAGAGCCCGAAGAGGACUGGGAUCCGGAAGAUGCCUCCGACCUGGACUCCGAUGCCAGUGAUAGCGACGAAGAGGAUUCCGACUUUGACGAAGUUGGCUUUGCCAUCAACGCCCCCAUUCGCCGCCGCACCCCUACUCCCGUCGGUCCCGUCGAGCCCAUGCUCAUGGAGGACGAGGACAAUGAUACCGACAGUGACUUUGAAUACGAUGAUGUAGAGGACCUCGAAGACCUCAGCUUGACAAGGUCGCCUUCGCGCCAGUCUCCGCCGGAGCUUCUCGCGGACUCGGAUGGCGAGUCCGAGGAUGAGGUCCUCCCUCCUUCCCCGCCUCAACCUACCUUGGAGACUUUCCAUGAGAAGGGGGCCACUACCACUGCCAUUCCGCUAGCGCCGCUAGCGGGUGAUGAUGACCAGCCACAUCUGUUCGAGACAGGGUAUUUUGUUACACAAGAAGAAAGUACCAUUAUCGAGGCAUACUGA
Penicillium verhagenii is the source of this 816-nucleotide messenger RNA. RefSeq lists its product as uncharacterized. Lineage: Eukaryota; Fungi; Ascomycota; Eurotiomycetes; Eurotiales; Aspergillaceae. The record is from RefSeq and is a predicted model, not a curated record. Bases 1 to 816 code for a protein of 271 amino acids. The transcript has a single exon.